Messenger RNA from Cyprinodon variegatus (sheepshead minnow), 653 nucleotides. Its product is annotated as type-4 ice-structuring protein LS-12-like. The record is from RefSeq and is a predicted model, not a curated record. Gene Ontology annotation, biological process: lipoprotein metabolic process; lipid transport. Gene Ontology annotation, cellular component: extracellular region. The transcript is spliced from 4 exons. Bases 72 to 536 code for a protein of 154 amino acids. Gene Ontology annotation, molecular function: lipid binding. NCBI's taxonomy places the organism in Eukaryota, Metazoa, Chordata, Actinopteri, Cyprinodontiformes, Cyprinodontidae.
AUUCUGAGAGGAGGGCACCAUCAAGUCCAAGAACUCCAGGAGUUAAGGCUUUUUUUUCGUCUUCUGCAGCCAUGAAGUUCUCCCUUGUCGCCACUCUUCUUGUUGUGCUGGCUGUUGCCCACGGCUCUGAGGCCAGGGCACUGGUGAAACGUGAGGUCCAGGCCGAAGUGGAGCGGCUCACCCAGCUCCUGAAGGACAUGUCCGCCAGCGUCACCACCGCCACCCAGGACAUGGUGGAGAAGAUGAAGGCUCUGGAGAUGACCAACACUGCCCAGACCUACAUGGAGGACAGCAGGGCCAGGAUCCAGCCUCUGGUGGAGAAGGUCCAGGCUGAGGCCGCCAAGCUGCAGGAGCAGGUCAAGCCGUUCAUCUCCAACAUCGAGGAGCACGUCCGGCCCCUGACGGACGACCUCAACUCUCAGGUCCAGCCCCUGACCGAAAACCUGCAGGCUCAGGUGAAGCCCCUGACUGACAUGAUGGAGAAGUUUCUGCAGCAGGUGAUGGAGCAGUCCAAGGCCCUGAUGCCACCUCAGUAAACAUCCACCCCCACAAAAAAAAACGGACUCAGAAUCCACUCUGAACGCUAAACACUGCCGACUGUUAUGCUUUACUGUUUCAUUUCAACUCCAUCAAUAAAGGGAUUAAAAACGUAA